This is a messenger RNA of Neoarthrinium moseri, 1887 nucleotides long. RefSeq lists its product as uncharacterized. The transcript is spliced from 2 exons. NCBI's taxonomy places the organism in Eukaryota, Fungi, Ascomycota, Sordariomycetes, Amphisphaeriales, Apiosporaceae. The coding region runs from base 1 to 1887 and encodes 628 amino acids. Gene Ontology annotation, biological process: regulation of DNA-templated transcription. The record is from RefSeq and is a predicted model, not a curated record. Gene Ontology annotation, molecular function: DNA-binding transcription factor activity, RNA polymerase II-specific; zinc ion binding.
AUGGCGUCCGGCUCUCCCAUUGAGGCGCCUCUCCCCUACUCCGCCCGCUCCAGUAUGGGCAGCGAGUCGCCCGUCCGGCCCACCGUCCCCAAGCACGUCGCAUUUGAACUCCUCUUCCCCGAAUCCCCCCAGUACAAGGCGCGCCUCCCUUUGCGGGUGCAAAUAUAUCCCCAUGACAGCACAGAGUCCAUCGUGACGACUGUCAAGAACUUCUACGGCCUCUACUCCGGUCCGACCGGCAGCAAAGGCGUCAGUUUCGAGGAUGACCGGGGCAACACCCUGAUCGCACGAUACGAGAACUUCAGCCACAACAUGGUUGUCUACGUCAGGGUCAUUGAAGACUCCCCCCAGCCUGCUGCUCCUUUUGUCGCUGGUGCGUUUCCUCCCGCCUCGCUUGGGGCCCAGCAGCCGUACGGCAAUGGCGACUUCCCAGCCCAUGUCGCACCCCACGUAGAGCCUCACAUUUCUCGCCCGGCUUCGAGGACUUCUCGCAAGCGCAGCCUCUCCCCCAACGACGGCCGGGGACGGCGUAGCACCUCCCUCGGUGCAAAUCCUGCCGCCGGCAAGAAGGGUCGGUCUCGCUCUUCCAAGAACCGCGGCCCCAACUAUGAAAACCACAGCGAUAGCUUGAACGGCUACAGCAGCGGUGACAACGGGCCCGGCUCGGUCUCCAGCAAGGCCCCAGAGCCCAUUGGCAACACAGAUAUCAGCCUGGAAAACAUCGUCGAGGGCGGGCGCCGGAAGCGUGCCAAGUUUGAAAGCUCCGAACUUCCGUUAUUUGCGCCGCCUCAGAUGCCGGCCGCUACUUCUAACCCAUCUGUCUCCCCGGCUCGCCGCAUCGAGCAGCACCGCCCUCCCAUUCCCUUUGCGCAUCCCGGCCAAAACCCCUUUACCAACCCUCGACCCCUCCAGUCUCCCCAGAACUAUGGCAGCGGCUACAGCCACUACACCAUGUUUGCGACACCCGCCACCGACUCGAGACGUCACCGCAAUAGCAUGAGCUAUGUGCCGGGCGGCAUCCUCCCUACCCCCGACCCUACUAUCGGGAGCAACAUGUCCGAGGAAGAUAAAGACGUCGCCCUGCAGCUCAUGAGACUCGGUGACAUGUCCAACAUCUCCCACGGCAGAACGUCUGCCUCUACGUUGGACGACACCUUCAGCGGCAAGGCUGAUAUCGCUUCUUCGACUGGUGCUACCAGCGAUGGCGACAGUGCCAGCGAGGAUGAGCUGCCCCCUCCUCGUCGCCCGAAGCUUGAAACAACAAUCAAUGAAGGCAGGCCGUACCAAACGACUGACAGCCACUUCAUCGCCCCUCGGGAACACGCCGAAGCUAGUGGUGACGACGCCGACUACGAGGACGGUGGUGAGGAUGGUCCUAGAUUGGACGGACAGAAGCCCAAGUCACAGAAGCCGCGCCUGCCCAGCCUGAAGACUGGCAACAGCAAGCCCAAGUCCAAGGUCCCCAAAGCUCCUGGCGCCAAGAUGAAGAAGCCCAACAGUGUUCCCGCGGGGCCGAUGUCGCCUGCGUCGAUUCCCGCGCAGUCGCGCAAGCCAUCCAUCGUCGGUGGUGUGGCCGCGCCUGGCCAAGAGGGCGAGGACGGUCAGCCUGAUCUGUCGACCAAGCCCCGCUGCCAGCGCUGCCGCAAGAGCAAGAAGGGUUGUGAUAGGCAACGGCCAUGCGGUCGCUGCCGGGAUGCUGGCCUCAGUGCAGACCAAUGCAUCAGCGAGGACGAGGGCAACGGCCGCAAGGGACGCUAUGGUCGACACAUGGGUGUCCCUAUCAAGACUACCGAGACUCCGAUCCAACCUACUCUUCUCCCGGCAGCUCCCAUUGCCACCCCUAUGCUCCCCCCUGCUACCGACAAGAACAAGAAACGAAAGCGGUAG